UCGGUGCGGCCCAGUCGUGACGCAGCAGCCGUGUAGGGAGAGCAGUCCGCCGCCAGAGCAUCUCUUCUCCGCGAGAGUUCCAGGGGAAGGACCACCCACCAUGUCGGCAGUUGCGGAGGUUCAGAACACCACAACCGAGGCCCUGGCCGCCCUGCUAGACGGGGGUGACGGCGCCCUGGUGACGCUGGUGGCGGGCGAGACGAGGGUGGCGGCUCACAGGGCCGUGUUGGCAGCCGCGAGCCCCGUGUUUCAAGCGAUGUUCGCGCACGGCAUGCUGGAGGCCAGCUGCGGCCAGGUGAGCAUCGACGACGUGGAGGGCCCGGUGCUGAGGCUCCUGGUGGCCUACACGUAUACCCUGCAGGCCCCCCAGCUGCCCGACACGGCCGCCCAGCUGCUCUCGGCGGCCGACAAGUACGGCUUGUCGGGCCUGAAGGCUGCCUGCGAGCGGCAGCUGAUCUCGCAGUUGGCCGUCGAGACCGCAGCGGCGACGGCCGUCAGGGCAGUGAGGCACUCGUGCCCGGACGCCACCAGGGCUGCCGUCGCCUUCAUAAAGGACCACCCGCAGGUGAUGGCCACGCGGGGCUGGGCGGACGCUGUGCUCGAGUGUCCACAAGAAGUCAACGAAGUCAUCCGUCUAGUCAGUGAGCCACCAGCAGAAGCCAGCUCGCCAACCGCCACAGGGGGCGGGUCCACCCCCAACUCUGACCGUCAACCCCGCAGCGGCCACAGCCGGACUCCUGCUGCAGCUGCGCCUCCCACGUCUGCCCGACACACCCCUCCACCUGAUGACGCAGCCGUCUCUCGCUUCCGGAGCCUUUCUGGGGCACAGCGAGGCAGGUGGCUGAUACAGGCGGCUAAGGUGGGGACGGUGGAGGAGCACUGGGCUGCAGAGAGAGGCCACGCGGCUGUGGUGCGGCUGCUGCUCUCUGCGGCGUCCGACCCCAACGCCAGGUCUCAGAAGGGGUGGACGCCGCUGCACUUCGCGGCAUACUGUGGCCGCGCAGAAGCGGCGGCUGCGUUGCUGGAGGCCGGAGCCGACAGGGGGGUGUGGACUAAUGACGGGAGGACCCCCCUGGACUACGCCGUACUGUGCAACCAUCGUCAGCUCGUCCAGAUGCUAACAGAGCCUUAA
Schistocerca cancellata (South American locust) is the source of this 1132-nucleotide messenger RNA. Its product is annotated as poly [ADP-ribose] polymerase tankyrase-like. Gene Ontology annotation, molecular function: ubiquitin protein ligase binding. The record is from RefSeq and is a predicted model, not a curated record. Gene Ontology annotation, cellular component: cytoplasm. Lineage: Eukaryota; Metazoa; Arthropoda; Insecta; Orthoptera; Acrididae. The transcript is spliced from 5 exons. The coding region runs from base 101 to 1132 and encodes 343 amino acids. Gene Ontology annotation, biological process: proteasome-mediated ubiquitin-dependent protein catabolic process; regulation of proteolysis.